Arabis nemorensis is the source of this 654-nucleotide messenger RNA. The record is from the annotation of a GenBank genome assembly. NCBI's taxonomy places the organism in Eukaryota, Viridiplantae, Streptophyta, Magnoliopsida, Brassicales, Brassicaceae.
AUGUCUUCUUCAACCUCUGAGACUCAUCAAAUCAUCGAACACAUCGUCCUUUUCAAAGUCAAAGAAAACGUUGACUCAACCAAACUCGACUCCAUGGUCAACGACCUUCAAAAUCUUGUCAAAAUCGACCAAGUCCUUCACCUCUCCGCCGGAUCUAUCCACCGUCUCCGAUCUAACUCCAACUCCGUCUUCACUCACGUCCUCCAUAGCAGAUAUAGAUCCAAGGGCGAUCUCAAAGCCUACGUUGAUCAUCCAAAUCACGUUCGUGUUGUUGAAGAAUUGUUGCCGGUCUGGGAAGAUGUCAUGGCCGUUGAUUGGAUCGCUGAUCUAAUCCCCGGAACAACUUUAGCUCUGGUUCCCGGUUCGGUCGGGAAAAUCAGUUUGGUUAAGGUUAAAGAGAAUGUUUCAGAUGAAGUGAAAUCGGAGAUUAUGGAAGUGAUUAGUGAGAAAUCUCCAGAGAUUGAUCAGAUUACUGCUGGUGAAAACUUUUCACCGGCGAGAUGUAAUGGUUUUUCGAUUGUUUCGAUUGCGUAUUUUAAGGAUUUUAGUGAAAUGAAGAAGAAUCACAAGGAUUUGGUUAUGGAAAAAUUUGGUGAUUUUGUUGAUGAUACCAUUGUUGUUGAGUUUGUGGUGCCUAGUGGUCCAAUUGAGUAA